Messenger RNA from Oncorhynchus kisutch (coho salmon), 1642 nucleotides. It is a transcript of the gene six6a, whose product is annotated as SIX homeobox 6a. Gene Ontology annotation, molecular function: DNA-binding transcription factor activity, RNA polymerase II-specific; RNA polymerase II cis-regulatory region sequence-specific DNA binding. Bases 259 to 993 code for a protein of 244 amino acids. Gene Ontology annotation, biological process: regulation of transcription by RNA polymerase II; eye development. The transcript is spliced from 2 exons. Lineage: Eukaryota; Metazoa; Chordata; Actinopteri; Salmoniformes; Salmonidae. Gene Ontology annotation, cellular component: transcription regulator complex; nucleus. The record is from RefSeq and is a predicted model, not a curated record.
CAGAGGGGCUGACUGUCUUUUCCCUGUUCAAAAAGUAUCUCGGUUUUAGUUUUUAUACGUCUUGUACUUUCAACCUACGAAGUUCACCAGCCGAUCGCUGCAGUAGCCAGUCAGAGGGCAUAGUUCCUCAGUGUUUUUAACGGUUGAUCUGUUCACUUUAGGAUUGCCUUUUUGCCUGAGAGAGCGAGAGGGAGGAGAGGAUAAGCGCGAGAGGGGAGCGUGUGAUAGAGAGAGACGGAGAGGAAACGAGAAGCCUCCAUGUUUCAGCUGCCUAUCUUAAAUUUUAGCCCCCAGCAGGUUGCGGGGGUUUGCGAGACCCUGGAAGAGAGCGGGGACAUUGAGCGCCUAGGUCGCUUCCUCUGGUCUCUGCCCGUUGCCCCGGCAGCCUGCGAAGUCCUCAACAAGAAUGAGUCGGUGCUUAGGGCGCGGGCAAUCGUGGCCUACCACACCGGGAAUUUCCGAGAACUUUACCACAUCCUGGAGAACCACAAGUUCACCAAAGAGUCUCACACUAAACUACAGGCCCUGUGGCUGGAGGCGCAUUACCAAGAGGCAGAGAAGCUGCGGGGCCGCCCGCUAGGGCCUGUGGACAAAUACAGGGUGCGGAAGAAGUUCCCUCUGCCCAGAACGAUAUGGGACGGAGAGCAAAAGACCCACUGCUUCAAGGAGAGAACCCGACAUUUGCUACGCGAAUGGUACUUGCAGGACCCUUACCCGAACCCGAGCAAAAAGAGGGAGCUCGCGCAGGCUACUGGACUUACUCCCACACAAGUCGGAAACUGGUUCAAAAAUCGUAGACAAAGGGAUAGAGCGGCGGCUGCGAAAAAUAGGCUACAGCAAGGGUUGUCCCAAGGCUCGGUUCGGUCUUUGGCUGAUGAUGAUGGAACCGUCGAUCGACUCGGUCCCGCCUCCAGCCCCGAGGCAAGUUUGUCGAGCAAAGCCGCCACCUCGGCUAUCUCUAUCACUUCCAGCGACAGCGAAUGUGACAUCUAAUGGCGCACAAAGCAGUCGAGAGGAGGAAGAGGAUAAAUUGACAGAAUAUAAAUGAAGGAGAUCCUGAAAAACAAUCUAACAUAAAAACAGUCAUAGUGCCUGCGUUUGAAUUGAAAGAAACUGUUCUUCUUUGAUGACUGCCAAAACAUGAGGGUUCUAACGGAAUGCCCUGUCUUAAAGCUAUAGGCUACUUUCAUUUUUUUUUUUCGUUUUCCACUAUGGAUGACUGAAGCUAAUGCAAGCUGAAAGAAAAUGUAAAGAAAAAACAUAUUCAUAUUCACGAUCCCUUUUUAGGGAUGACUAAUAAACCAAUGCCUCAAGUUGAAACUCAAAAUAAAUACAAAGUAAGGAAAAAAGGAGAAGACAUCCGAGCGCCUAGCCUGCUGUUUUCUGUGGGUAUUUCAUGUUGAAAAGACGCUGGAAUAUUUUUACUUUACUUUUAAAGUUGUAUAAAUAAUGUUUAUUUACUUAUUUAAAUGAUAGGCGCUAUUAUAAUUUGAUAUUUUUUUGCUUGGUGUUUUUAUGUUUACCUUGUCCACAGGUGAACCCGUUGAGCAUGUGCGCUUUAGUGAACAUGUGUUUCAGUAAAAAAGACAAAAAAGUAGCCUAAAGAAACUUAAUAAAAUUAUUGUUGAUCAAAAGAACAAAA